Spizellomyces punctatus DAOM BR117 is the source of this 2207-nucleotide messenger RNA. RefSeq lists its product as uncharacterized. Gene Ontology annotation, molecular function: cysteine-type deubiquitinase activity; zinc ion binding. The transcript has 13 exons. Gene Ontology annotation, biological process: protein deubiquitination. Lineage: Eukaryota; Fungi; Chytridiomycota; Chytridiomycetes; Spizellomycetales; Spizellomycetaceae. Bases 73 to 2022 code for a protein of 649 amino acids. The record is from RefSeq and is a predicted model, not a curated record.
UGCACCCGACCUUGGCAUCAACUGUAAACGGCACAUUUUGCUUCCCAUCUACAAGAUACCUCGCACAUUACCAUGCCCAAAGGGUCCAGAAAGCCAAGCCGUCCUAAUAUAGGCCCAGACCCCCUUUGCAUCUCGCCCUACGCCCUUCACCGGUCUCCCGACGGUGCCAAUAUCCAUGGAUGCCCGCAUCUCGCCGCAGUGAAAACACCGCCUGCAUCCUCACAUUACCCUCCACAUCAUCUAUCCCCAGCUGCACAAGAACUAAUCAGUAAUUACCGUAGCUGCUUCCGAUAUGCACUGUCGUAUCGCAACCGUGGGCAUUUGCAUAUCAAUAGGAAGAAUAAAGAAUUUAAAGUUAUGUGCCGAUUGGAUGAUGAGGAGACACCUACAUCUGGUGGAAAGAAGAGGAAGAGAAGUUUGGGAUGGAUUGAUAAGGAAAUACAUUAUGUGGAGCAGCUUCCAAUGCCUAUUUGUGGUACAUGCAAUUCAACGUCCUCCACCGCGAGACUGCAUGCAUGUUUGGGAUGCGUCUAUAUCGGAUGUUAUCGCGGUGGACAUAUUCAGGAGCAUAUGAAUCAGACUGGGCAUACGUUGGCUAUGGACUGGUUGACAGGGAAUAUAUAUUGUUCCCAAUGCAAGAACUAUGUAUACGAUCUAGAUCUUGAGCGUGUACUCCAUUCGGAACAAGAGCGAAUGGAUAGAAUUAUAUCUAGAAUCAAAGAGCCAAAUGCCAAACGGCUUCGCUUUUUCGAUUGGACUCCUUCCACGCUGGAGGUGCAAACAAUACUGAGCGGAUCCAAGCUACAGAGAUGCUCUGGACUACGAGGCUGCCACAAUCUGGGAAAUACGUGCUUCAUGAACGCCAUUCUUCAAGCGAUGAUACACAAUCCAGUGCUCAGAUGCUAUUUCCUGAGCGACAGGCAUAACCGAAGCUUGUGCCCCAAACGGGACCAGCACUGUAUGGCAUGCCAGAUGGAUCUUGUGUUUCACGAGUUUUAUAGCGGGGAGACAAAACCAUAUGGUCCUGCGGCGUUUCUCAAUGCCAUGUGGAUGUCGCAAAAACAUAUGGCCGGAUAUUCACAACAGGACGCGCACGAAUUCUUCAUCUCGCUGGCGAAUGAAAUACAUAACAACUGUGCAGCCCAGGACAUGGAAGACCAGGAAUGCCGCUGUGUCAUACAUCAAACUUUCUCAGGAUUACUGCAAUCAGACGUAACCUGCUCAGCGUGCCAUAAUGUCUCCACAGCCUACGAUCCAAUCAUUGACAUGUCCCUCGAAGUAAAGCGGCGUCCGGGAUCAGGAAGGGUCACAAAUGGAACCGCAAAAAAAUCGGCUGCCAAACUUGCUGCAGCUGCUGCCGAAGUAGUGCAAGCAGUUCAUGCAUCUGAUGCGCGUAAUCGCAAGCCGAUGGCAAAUGGAGUGCAAGAGACUUCAGAAGCGAAAAAAGGCGCGAAGCACAAGAUGCAUGAUCCCCUUGAUACCUGUACGCUGGGGGAAUGUUUGGAGAGGUUCACUAUCCCAGAGAAACUCGAGUACAAUUGUAGUCACUGCAAGGAAAGCAAGGAAGCCACGAAGCAAAUUUCCAUUAAAAAGCUGCCACCAGUAUUGAGCAUCCAGCUAAAGCGUUUUGAGCAUUCAGCAAAGUCCUCGAGUUCUUCCAAGAUUGAGACUAUUGUCCGGGUACCAGCUGAGCUUGACAUGACUCCUUACACCACCCGAGCUAUGAAGCUUCGUCACAAGCUACGACCUGGUUCUGCAACUACUAAAAAGACGAGCAGAAACUUGGCAGAGUCUUCAAUGGAUGGCAUUCCCUCCUACAAAUAUUCUCUGUUCGCCGUCGUGAAUCAUACUGGUCGAUUGGAAACGGGACAUUAUACCACGUAUGCACGAGAGCGAGGACAGUGGUUCGCCUUUGACGAUCACAAUGUUACGAUUGCAAAUCAGUCUGAUGUCUCCGCAGGAACUGGAUACAUGUGCUUUUAUAUGCAAAAUGGUUAUCAUUAUCCUUCGACACCGACAUGAGCUAUAGAGAUAUACGGAAACGACGUGGCCUGGUGUGAAAUGUCAUGUUGUCAGAUUCGGGUUACUGGGGGACACGAGCAUGUCUUUGACUUUGUACAUUUGGUAAAUCCUAUUGGUUCAAAGAUGCCAGGCGUAUAUUCUUGAAUCUCCUUUGUUCUGACAUGAAUAACAAAGUAUCUGUCGAA